GGGGAGUUGGAUGGAUGCCCUUAAAUCCUACACACUGGACCUUUAAGGGAAAUCCUACAGUUGUUGUUUACAUUGGUGGACACAAUGCAGUAUUUUAGCCUAGUCAUCUAUUUAUAUACUUACUUAUUUAUCCUACUGAUUUAAUGACUCAGUUUGGUUGCUGUGUUUGACUGAAACAUGGCCUUCAUCUCCCCCCUGGAGUGAUUUCCUCCUGACACACAGCAGCGCGCGCUCACAUAGCAGAGCGCUUCCACUUCCCGUGCUCGUGCCCGCCGGAGACGAACGGUAGAAAAUGGCGAGCCCAUGUAAACUGCAGCAAUGCACUAUCGACAGGCGCGGCUUUCGUCAGGAACUUGACUCGUGGCGACACAAACUCAUUCACUGUGUAGGUUUUGAGAGCAUUCUCGAAGGUCUGUUCGAUCCAGAGCUGGUAGAAGACCUAAAAUUAUUUAAGGACUUGGAACCAAUAGCAGUGUCUGACUGGUCAUUUGAUGAAAAUUGUCUAUUCUGCUGUUUGAGACGAGACAAAGUAAAGGAACACUUAAUAAGCUUAAGCAACGAGGGGCUUGAAGACACACCCAAACCUCUCCUGGUUAAAGAUCAGACCACCAUCAGCAGACUAGAGAAGCAAGCCGAGGAAUUUCUCAAUGCAGUCCUCUGCAGAAAAGAUGUGCCAAAUUUCUCGGACCCACACAUUCCAGUAGUGGCUCGAGAGAUCCUCCAGAGAAUGAUCCGACAGUUUGCUGCCGAAUAUACCUCAAAAACCAGCUCCACUCAGGACAGUGGCUCUGACUUGCAGCCUCGCUCUGACCAAAGCCUGCCGACCCCGCCCUUGCUCUCAGGGGCUCGUCCUUCUACCAGCCCUGCUGCCACCCUGACUGGGCCUGCGCACAACCAGAACCCCGUCCUCAGCAAGCUCCUCAUGGCUGACCAGGAUGCUCCUCUUGACCUCACUAUCAAGAGACCCCCGGCUGUGCCUACCGAACAAGAUGGAGUUCUUGACUUAUCUAUCAAAAAGAAUCGUAAUAGCAGCAGCCUGCCUGUCCGCAGUCCCUGCCUUUCUCCAGUUACAUCAACGCUCAAAGGUGAGUAUCCAGACUUGCCCAUUGCAAAGGCAAAAGACCUGCAGUCCACCUCCACGCUGGAACAGUUCAUGGCCAAACUCUGUCCACACCACCAGAGACAGAUAGUAAAUGCCAUAGGUUUUCUACAGACGGAGGUCAAAGCACUGGCAUCUUCCAAUACACAACAAGCCUCUAACUCUACCUCUGGGAUCCAGGGAACUCCUUGUUCCACUGUGAAAUCCAGCGCAGUCACCCCUGAGAAGUCAUGCCCUGAGCUAAGGUUUGAAUCCACUCCCAAGUCAGAAGUCCAGGUUAUGUCCUAUUCUAUCCCAAGCAGUGCAAUGAAACAAGCCCCAGAGAAUGCAGUGUCGCUGAAAACAUCUUCUGGCCCUGCCUUGGAUCUACGCAGCCCUGUGUCAGGGAGUAACCAAGCUCUGGUCACUCCUGCUGCUAAUCCAGUAGAUGCAGACAACAACCGUCAUGGUGAUCAUGCUCCUCUUAAGAUGAAAAUCAUGACCAGCAAUGUUGCAGCUGGCAAGAAGUUGUCAUGUGUCCUCAACACUUCUCUUUCAUCUCAUUCAGACACUUUGGAGGACAGACAGGGUAACUCAAAUUCAUCCAGCAGAACAGAGACUCAUAGCGCUAGACUCAGCUCCUCUGUGAAGAGACACAGUCAGGCUAGUCAAGCACAUCAAGCUAGGCAGAAAGAGACUCUCGGACAUGCCAAAGAUAAUUCAGCAAGACUGUUUUCAGUCCACAUGACCAUUCCUUCAGACUCUCCACGGACUGCCAGGAAGACCAUCAGGCCAUCCUCUGAUCAUCGGAUCAGGGACUCGGCUUGUAGGGUAAUGCCUGACCCUGAUCUCGGCCACUGUGACAUUGUUUUUAUUGACAAACCAAUUACAGAGUGUUUCAAGGAACGUCGGCGCAGCAUGCUCCCCCGUCGCAAUGCCAGAAAAAGCACUAGAGGACAUAUGUAUUCAGAUGAAAUCUGGGAGUUAAAAACUGUCCGUACAUUGGCUGGGAGGGGCAACUGUCCUAAUCCAAUGCCUGAGCUGAUCACAUUGGUCACCCCGAAACAAAUACUUUCGAAGCCUGAAGGUGUACCACCUGUGGAUAUGCUUUUUGCUGGAGCAUGCAGGGAGACAAUGAAUCAACAGAUGUCCACAGAGGAGUCUGAUGAGAGUGUGAUACCAGGAACAGGAGAUAUGGUGGAGGUAGCAGCCAGUGAAGUAGAUAUUAUAGUUGAAACUAGUCAGACAGAUCAGUGUCAGAGCAACGUGCAGUCUGCUCCUUCAUCCCCGAAAAGGUCCCCAACGAAAAACAAAGAAACAGAUGUAGAACAGCAUAUAGCUGCAGAUUCAGGGACAACACCAGGAAGUGAGGAAAGUGUUGCUCAGACUCCAAUUGAAGCAGAAAAAGACAACGAGCCUGAGCCUGAAGAGACGGAUAUAUGUGAAAGUACAGCUCAAAUAGUCAUAGAAACAGUAGUGGAACCAUUAGAGGAUAUUACCAUAGAAAAAGAUGAGCCUCAGCUUUCAUCAGAUGAACUGCACAACAGUGAGCCUGUUCCCCAGCGGACUAGCACCCCAUCACCGGUGCAUCAAAUUCAGGAAGAAAUUGGUGAAAGGGAGGAAAAUAAAAGGGAGGAAAUACAAGAUGAUCAACCUCAGGAAGUUCAACCAGAGACACAGGUGCACCAUGACAACUUUGAAGAGACAGAAAAGUCCAACACCACAGGUUCAGCAGAGCAGCUGAUAGUGGAAGAGCCAGAAAGUAAAGCAUCCAAAACAGCUGACAGUGUUCUGCCUGUAGAGACUGACGAAGAUGAUGCUGAUGAGGAUGAUGAAGAUGACGUGUAUAACAAGUCAAUUGAUGUGCUCUCGAAUGAAUUACCCCCUUGGCGCAGAAAAAAAGGGACUGAAGUGCAGUUGCCAAAGCGGUUAAGAAAAACAAAAAAUGUGGUAGUGGGUUUUGUCAAUGGUAGACCCAUAUCAGCCUCUGACAGAAGUCUGCGUCGUAGAUCAGGUAACAGCACCCCAUCACCUAUUAAAACCCCAGUGAAAUCAAGUCAGAAUGUCCCCAACAAAUCUCCUGUUAAAUCAACUGUUGAUUCAACUAUUGCAAACAAAAAUGUGGAGAACGAUCCACCUGAAACAGAGGUAGCUGUAAAAUCGAUUGAGAGUACUCCUGUAACUCAGCAGGUGAAUGAUUCAUCUUCUGCCACACCACCAAGCCCAACAUCAAAAGUUCCCUCAACGACCAAACAAACCCAGAAACAAAAGAGAGUUAAGAGAGAUCGGGAUAGUUUGCCUGUCCUCUCUGAUCAGCGGCAACUUCGAUCAGCUAGCCAGAAACCAGCUGGAACUCCAGUAUCGCUGCCCAAAUCAAACGCUAUCACUUCUAGUUCAUCUGCAAAACCUACUGCUAACCAUGCUCCUCCAUCUACAGAGCAACUUCCCUCCCUCCCCCUUCCUUCCUUGUUCUCUGUUACUUCUCCUUCUCCAGUCAGGUCGUCUUCCCCUGCAACCUCUGAACAGCCCACAGUCCCAGAGACAACUGUGGAAAUAAACAUUGAAAACACUCAGACAGUAGAGACAACCUCUGAAGAAAUACAAAAACUGGUAGAGACAACCUCUGAAGAAAUAAAAAAAACGGUAGAGACAACCUGUGAGGAAAUACAAAAACCAGUAGAGACAACCUGUGAGGAAAUAAAAAUACCAGUAGAGACAACCUCUGAGGAAAUACAAAUACCAGUAGAGACAACCUCUGAGGAAACACAAAAACCAGUAGAGACAACCUCUGAAGAAAUACAGAAACCAGUAGAGACAACCUCUGAGGAAAUACAAAAAACAGUAGAGACAACCUCUGAGGAAACACAAAAACCAGUAGAGACAACCUCUGAAGAAAUACAAAAACCAGUAGAGGCAGCCUCUGAGGAAAUACAAAAACCAGUAGAGGCAGCCUCUGAAGGUAUACAUAAACCAGUGGAGACAGCCUCUGAGGAAAUACAAAAACCAGUAGAGACAACCUUUGAAGAAAUUCAAACAAACCAAGUAGAAAAUAGAUCACAGCCCAAACAUAAACUAAGAUCUACAAAGGCUUUCGUAGACGACAGUAAGAAUGAGAAGCAGCAACUUAGCAGUGACGUGUCAAGUCCAUUAGAAAAACAAAAUCCUAUAAAGACUGAAGUGCAAACACAGAUUAUGCCAUUAAGAAGUAAGCGAGUUCUCCGAAAGGAGACAGAAGCAAGUGAUGUCUCUUUGCCCCAAAAGCCAAAUGUAGCAUCUUUACAAGACAGGUUUGGAAGUGGGGAUGAUAUCAGUUCUUCCAUACCAAACAAACCCACAAGAAUGCCAUUAAGAAGUGAGAGCAGUAAGGCUGAAACAUCCCACCAGUCUGUUACUCAGUCAUCACCAGUGGACAACAAGAAAUUAGCUUUGAGGUCACAAAGAUUGGCUGUACCCUCUACCAGUGCUGUUACUGCAGCUGGAAGACACAGUGACGUAGCUUCCCAUGCCAGAAUAAUGACAGAACGAGUAACCAAAGCUCAGCUGAAGCCCCCUCCAUUGUCUUUCAUGUCUGUUGAGUCCCACAGCUCAGCCUUCCCUGUCAUCACACCAAGACCUGAGCCCCCAAAGCAAACUAACAAAUUCUUUGAGACUCUGAAUGGAGAAGAAAACCAACAACUAAUUACAAAUUUGAACAUUAAGUAUGAUAAAAUGCAAAAAGGCUGGGUGCAAAUGGACAAAGAGGGUCAGCCAGUAACAAAAUACAAAAACAAAGCAGACAGGCAGGCAGCUAUAUGGAAAAGUAAACGCAGGGCACGAAAGUCAAAGUCCUCAGAGCACCAGAAAUACUCACCGGUCCAAAUGCUUUUCAUGAAAGGUUUUAAUCUCACUAGUAUUUGUCGCUGGUUCCUUGAAACAACAGAAACAAAGUCCCUUGUCAUUGUCAAGAAGGUGAAUACACGUCUUCCGUCAGAAACUCAGCUGUGCUUCCACAGCUCAUCUAGUGCUUCAGGGACCUCUCAGGGGGUAUUUCCAAGCCUACAGGCAGAGCGCUUAAAGAAACAUUUGAAAAAGUUUGCCAUCGCCUCUCCUGUAAAGAGCAACCCUAAGAGUCAGAAACUAAUUGCUAAAGCGCUGGAGCAAGAGGCAAAUGCAGUCAAAGGGAAAGAGAAAAGAGAACUUCCCAGUACUACUCAGACUUUGACUAAGUCCCAGUCCUCUGCCAAAGCCCGUGCACAAAUAGGUGAAUCCCAGAAAUCCUCUGGUAAAUCAAAGAAUCCAGCUAGUGCAAGGAUCUUGAGGAAGUACUCUAAUAUUCGAGAGAAGAUGCAGGUUCAGCAAACCAAUGUGAGACUCAAAGAGGCCUCAAAAUCCUUAAAAACCAACAAUAUGAAAACACUGGCCACCAAAAAGUCUGCCACAAAGUCAAAUCUGAAACGAUCUCUGAAGGCACAGAAGUCACCCCUACCUGUCAGUAAACAAAUGAAAGCAUCGGCGGCAAAAAUGGAAAGAAGGAAAGCAUUGGCUGGCAAGAAAACUACAAAGCAUCCUGUUCAACAGAAGACAGUCAAGCCUCAGAGCAGUAGUAGAGCUUCAAGAGAUGCAACUAAAAAAGAAGAAUUGCCAAAGAGAUGUUCUCAACGACUAGGGUCUCCUAAAAUAUCUGAACAUAACCCUGUAGACACAUCUAAAAGCAAGGUUGACAAUAAAAAGCAGACUGAAGCUGAGAAAGUGGAGGUGGAAAAACCUGCUGUGAAUAAAGUGAAUGCUGCAAAAACCCAAACAAAGGAUUCGUCACAAAGUACUGUUGCCGAAAUCAAAGGUACAGAGAAUGCUGUUGAAACCCCACAGCAGAACACGGAUGUCAAGGCUCCAACCUCACCUGACCAGGUACUAACAAGAUCCCAGAGGAAAAUGGAGGCAGUAGUCCCUGCAAGUAGUAGCCCCAGUCAUGCUUCAAAGAGGGCUGCAAAGUCCAUAAAACCCCAAACUGCAUCUCCUAAACCCGUCAGGAAAGCUGAGGGACCCACGCAGACGAGGAGAGGGGCUUUAAAGUCUCCCGCAAAGAGAAAGCAGGCGGCCUCUUUGCCACGCAGCAUGACAAAAUCAGCAGCCAAGAGAGCUCGGGAGCUUUCAGAGACCCCAGCUAAGCGCACCAGGACAUCUCUCACAAAAUGAAAGGCACCUGCAGAGAGAGAUCGUCUUUAUUAAGAGGACUUUUGUGAUUUUCUUUUUAUCUGGAAUAUAUUCAGAAGGACCAGAAGUAUCUAUUUUCUACUCUUCACCAAACUCUUGAGAGGACACCUUUUUCAGUAGGCAAACAUGUGAAGAAGGAACAGAUUUUGAAAGUGAUUUUCUGCUUUUGUAAAGCUUUUGUGUGAAAAUACAAAUGUGAUGGAUUAUUUGCUGAGCAUUUGCUCUGUGUUCAGGGACGACCGUACAGACAAGUCCUACAUUGUGUCUAUCAGAUGUAGUUGCUGUUUGGCUUUCUGUUUCAGCACUCUACGACACAGCUGGAGAUAACAAUGGCCUAUUAAAACCUCAUUUUAGAAGUCGGGAUAACAAACAUCAAGCUUUGAUGCAGUUAUCGAGGUGACAUUACAUUCACUCACCAUCCUGUUUUGUUUCUUUUAUUUGCCAUUUUGUAUAUAAUAGUUUUUCUAGAUGAUAGCAUGCACUGCAUUUACUGUUGAGAGCUUGCUGUGAGAAGGGACACCUGCUUUUGAAAAUGUUUUUACGUACAGUAAGUAGGCAGUUUGUAUCUCCAGCCUGUCUUCCAAUCACAACAUUGUGAAUAUGUGACUGUUGUGACCCGGUGCCUUAUUUAUGAAGUGUAAAGUAAUAGAAUGUGUCGCUAAAUGUGAAAACUCCUGCCCUUUAGUUAUAACAACUUCCAGCUCCUGGAGAGGCAGUCAACAUUCAUUUGCUUCACAGAACGUGUGCAAAUAGUUUCCGUUCCACACAGUAUGUGCCUCGUGUGUCAUCUGUAUAUUCUCAUGUUGACUGAGGCAUUCAGAUCUUCUGAUUUUCUCUUACCUGACAGGUUUAUUUUUAUAUUCCGUUUUCUCCCAGAGCAUUAACUUAAUAUUGUUCUUCCUAUAGUUGUAUUAGAUGUAAAAGCAAAUACAAGUCUGAAUUGUUAAAACAGACAGCUGUGCUCUGUAUGUGUCAUGACAAACGUUUGUAUUUUUUAUGUCGUUUUGGGGUCAGUUUCCAUCACUGUGUAUCUUUGCAGUCACUUCUGACCAUUGCACCCAUUGUUAUCUGCUCAUAAUAGUGACUUCACUCUGAGUAUUUUACCUGCUUCUGCAUGUGUUAAGUCUUGUUAACGUGGUUACAGUUUUAGCAACCUAGAGCUGUUGUCUACCUAGAAGUGAAACCCAGAAAUAAAUAUUUAUGCCCCUGAGCUUUGAAAAUAUUAACCUCAUUGGAGACUUUGUAUGCACAUUUAGUGCUCGUCAAAAAACUAUCUGAGUUGACGUUUGGAUACUAGCUUGUGUAUAACUUUGGCAACAAUUUUCCCUGAUAACAAAAGACUGAAAGUAUGUACAUCUGGUCGGUUAAUAUGUAUGAGGUAAGCAUUGGUAGCACAUUACAGGGCGAUAAAUUCCUUCCCUGAUUAUACACAAGUUGGAUAUGACGGGGUAGAUAGUCACACUUCUGAGUUGUGUAUCCAAGUAUGUUGCAGUUUUAUGUUAUUAUUUUUUAUUAUUGUGAGGCAGAUGUUCUCCUAAUGUGAAGUUUCUUAACUUCCACAGUAGUAACUUACAUUAGUGUUUUGUCAAUUGUCAUUUUUAGGACAGUGUUAUUUUUUAUUAUUAUUAUUAUUAUUAUGGUCAUUUCUCUUUAGAGGGUAAAUCAUCUGUAAAUGCAAAACAUGUCUGUCACGUUUUUAUUGUUAUUUAAGAACUCCAUGUAGGCUAAUGAAUUUAGCGGAUCUGAAACAGCCCACCAAAUACCAGACUUGAACAUGUUUAUUCUUUACAGUUGCUAUUUAAAAGAUUUUGAUUUUGUAUAUUAGAAAGAAAUAACUGCUUUAUUUGUGGUAAUCCCAAGAAUGAUACAUCUUUAUGUUGAGAACUUUGUAUUUUUGCUGGAGUUGAUAUAAAGAUGUUUGAAUUUUA
Messenger RNA from Epinephelus moara (kelp grouper), 8199 nucleotides. RefSeq names its product ligand-dependent corepressor. Gene Ontology annotation, molecular function: DNA binding. Lineage: Eukaryota; Metazoa; Chordata; Actinopteri; Perciformes; Serranidae. Gene Ontology annotation, biological process: regulation of transcription by RNA polymerase II. The record is from RefSeq and is a predicted model, not a curated record. Bases 293 to 6253 code for a protein of 1986 amino acids. The transcript is spliced from 7 exons. Gene Ontology annotation, cellular component: nucleus.